AGUUCGAUAUUGCGAACCUUCCACCAAUGAAACGCGAUGCUGAGGAUCUGGAACCAGAAUUCGGUAUGAAUUCGGAUAAUGAGUCAGCUGAGGCCGGUCAGCCACAGAAGAAAAUGCGGUUAGAUGACGAUAAAGCCCGGAAAUGGAGAGAGACGUGUUCAACACCGAGCGGAGUGCCUGAUGAGCAACUAGAGAUUGUGCAGCAUGCUUUAGAGCUAUCAUCAAGUACCCUGGAUAUCGAGCUCAAACCAGAGUCAUUUGUCGCCUAUCCUAAACCUGGGGCUGAUGAUGCGCAUAAAUACGGGUACUUGCAGAAUUGUCCUCCAGCUAGCCUGCUGGGAUCUGGAGAGAAAGGCCAUGUGAAAGGGCUUAUAGUGUGCGCUAGUGCUACCAGGGUGAACGAAGUUGCGAAGGAACUCGAGAAAGAUUGCGGAAUUCAGAACUCUAAGAUAGCACGUGUAGCAUUUACUGGAAGAGGAAGACGUAAGGAGCAAAAGGCUGCUCACGAGCUGGCCUUGCAGAAGGCUACUCUAUGCGUGACCGUCCCUGGACGAUUGACGAGCAUCACCGAACUCGGAGAGCUGGAGCUGAUUAUACUGGACAUCAGCACGGACGUCAAAGGCCUCAGUCUUCUCUCACAGCAGCAGUCCCGUGAUUCGCUACUUGAAUGGUUCACUUCUGACGCGGCAGCGGAGAUACGGCAGCGGAUCGCUAAAGACGACACCGCCAUAAUGCUGUUUUAACUCAACGUUACCAGGUU
Messenger RNA from Perkinsus marinus ATCC 50983, 760 nucleotides. RefSeq lists its product as hypothetical. NCBI's taxonomy places the organism in Eukaryota, Perkinsozoa, Perkinsida, Perkinsidae. Gene Ontology annotation, cellular component: 90S preribosome; nucleus. The transcript has 4 exons. Bases 27 to 743 code for a protein of 238 amino acids. The record is from RefSeq and is a predicted model, not a curated record.